AUGGACGACAAGAAAACUGCCCACAAGGGACACCAAGCGUUCUUGAUCGCCCUCUGGUGGCUGGCUGCGUAUCCACACACAUCUUCAUCCUCCUCGAGAGCGUCUUCAUCGUCAGGAUCGACGCCCAGAACCUCGCUGCCACCGGCGGUGCUGUCCCGGCAGAUGGGCGGAUCCCAUCGGAGAACCCGCUCGGCGGACAACGUGAACUCUCUCCUCACUGAUUUUACCAUGAUGUUCCAGAGCUUCACCGAGGGCGAGCUCCAGCAUGUGGUCGGCAGCUUGCUCGACCGGAAGAGGAGGAAGAGCCGGCGUCAGGGCGACAGCCAGGCCCGGAGGACUAAGAGAGCGCGGCGGCCGAAGCCCUGCUCCGUGAGGGAGCUGGAGAUGACCGUGAGCGAACUGGGUCUCGGCUACGACAGCCCCGAGACGGUGAAUUUACAAUACUGUGGUAAAUGUUCCUCAAGCAGAAUGUCCCCAGAGGCUCGGCUGAGAUCCAGGGGACGUCCUGGGAUAGAAGAAACUGCAGCUCGCUGCCUCAGCUCGAGACGUCUCCGGAGAAAGAUGGCGGGGAUGGAGGAUGCAGCGGUGACUCUGGAGGACUCGAACAACUGCAGCGAGCAGGUGGUUCUCGUCCUCCUGAGCAGCUCGGGACUCUCCAGAGAUUCAUUCACACAGUGCUUUUAG
Messenger RNA from Platichthys flesus (European flounder), 684 nucleotides. RefSeq names its product neurturin-like. NCBI's taxonomy places the organism in Eukaryota, Metazoa, Chordata, Actinopteri, Pleuronectiformes, Pleuronectidae. The record is from RefSeq and is a predicted model, not a curated record. Gene Ontology annotation, molecular function: receptor tyrosine kinase binding; growth factor activity; glial cell-derived neurotrophic factor receptor binding. The transcript has 5 exons. Bases 1 to 684 code for a protein of 227 amino acids.